Messenger RNA from Cryptomeria japonica (Japanese cedar), 1504 nucleotides. Its product is annotated as phosphoribosylformylglycinamidine cyclo-ligase, chloroplastic/mitochondrial. The transcript is spliced from 8 exons. The coding region runs from base 180 to 1301 and encodes 373 amino acids. Gene Ontology annotation, molecular function: phosphoribosylformylglycinamidine cyclo-ligase activity; phosphoribosylamine-glycine ligase activity. The record is from RefSeq and is a predicted model, not a curated record. Lineage: Eukaryota; Viridiplantae; Streptophyta; Pinopsida; Cupressales; Cupressaceae. Gene Ontology annotation, cellular component: cytosol. Gene Ontology annotation, biological process: adenine biosynthetic process; 'de novo' IMP biosynthetic process.
GUUAUUUCAGGCAUCUCUGAAAAUACUCUCUUUGGCGUAAUAAAAAAAAACAUAGCAUUGCUUUUGUAGCUUUUUCCGUGUAGAGAAAUAUAGUUAUUUCAAGCAUCUCUGAAAAAAAACAUUCUUUGUCGCUGUGAACCAGAUAUUUUUCGGCGACAUCCAUCGGGUUAUAGGGUUUAAUGGCGUCCUCGGCUAUGCAUAUUAUUUCUGGUAAAUUUAAAAGUGAUAUUGUUUGCCGCAAUGGCAAGCGUAGCGGGGUAUAUGCCCUUAGUCUGAAGCACAAGGGGAGAAGUCUAGCGGUCAAGGGAGAAAGAGCUGCUGUAGGGCUUACAUACAGAGAUGCAGGGGUCGAUAUAGAUGCUGGCACAGAGUUGGUGAAAAGGAUCUCUAAAAUGGCGCCUGGCAUUGGCGGAUUUGGAGGACUUUUUCCCUUUGGAGAUUCAUAUCUUGUAGCUGGCACAGACGGAGUUGGGACUAAGUUGAAGCUUGCAUUUGAAACUGGCAUACACGAUACAAUUGGGGUUGAUCUGGUAGCUAUGAGUGUAAAUGAUAUUGUAACAUCUGGAGCAAAGCCAUUAUUUUUCCUAGAUUAUUUUGCAACCAGUCAUCUUGAUGUUGACCUGGCUGAAAAGGUUAUAAAAGGGAUUGUGGAUGGCUGUCAGCAAUCGGAUUGUGUUCUUUUAGGUGGUGAGACAGCAGAGAUGCCAGGAUUUUAUGCUGAAGGUGAAUAUGAUCUUAGUGGUUUUGCUGUUGGUGCUGUUAAGAAGGAUGCUGUUAUAGAUGGCAAUAAAAUUACAGUUGGUGAUGUUCUAAUUGGGCUUCCAUCAAGUGGAGUACACUCAAAUGGAUUUUCUCUUGUCCGAAGGGUUUUAGCACAAAGUGGUCUGUCUCUGAAUGAUCCACUUCCUGGAAGUGAAAAUGAACAAGUUUCAUUGGGAGAAGCAUUGAUGGCUCCAACUGUUAUAUACGUCAAGGAGGUUCUGGAUGUGGUGGCUAGAGGAGGAGUGAAAGGGAUUGCUCAUAUUACUGGAGGGGGAUUCACUGACAACAUUCCUCGCAUAUUUCCAAAAGGACUUGGAGCCGUUGUGACAACAAACACGUGGGAAGUGCCUAAAAUUUUUAAAUGGAUACAAAAGAGUGGAGGUAUUGAGGACUCUGAGAUGCGGCGAACUUUCAAUAUGGGUAUUGGCAUGGUCCUUGUGGUCAGCCAGGAAGCAGCAAGGACUAUUCUUUCAGAGAGAGAUACAAAAGCUUAUAUGAUUGGUCAGGUUGUAGAAGGUGAAGGUGUAAUUUACAAGUAAUUUUAGUGAUCAUACUUUGUCUUCGGCUGAUGUUUUGAAAUUGUUUGUAGUAAAAUAUACGAAUUUUUGCAGUUACUAAUAAUUUAUUGAGUACAAUUUGGAUUUGAGCAUCUAAAGUUGUAUAGGCGGCCUAUUGCUUGAAUUGUUUUUGGAGAUGAAAUAACUUUCAGAAGUCUUUGAGUAAAACAUAUCUUUUUAGGUUA